CUCGGAGUGUAUGCCAUAUCAAGGUGCUUCUCGUAUAACAAUACAAAGUGGAAUAAUAUUCACCUCACACGAUGCUUUAUCUCCUUUUUUAUCUUUUUGGUGCCCUGCUUUCACUAUCGUUAGUCCUUGUAAGUAGUUUUGCCACUUAUCUGGUCUAUAAAAGAAACAAGUUCUUGCACAUUCCGAGCCCGCCUAUGUCGAGUUUUUUUAAGGGCCAUGCAGACCAGAUAAGUGCUAUGCGUCAUACAGGUUAUCCCACAGAUCAAAAGUUUCUGGAAUGGCAUAUAGAGUAUGGCAGGACCCUUGUUGUCUGGUUCUGGCACAUUCCUGUGCUUCUGGUGGUUGAUCCAGAAUUAAUUAAGGAUGUGCUUGUAGUUAAGUGCCAGCCAAAAGAUGCCAUGUCCUAUGAAAUACUUGGAAGUCUUUUUGGACAAAGAUUUCUUGGCUGUGGAUUGGUCACCAACCUUGAUCAUGGGUCUUGGAAGAAAAGACGUGCCAUAAUGCAUCCGGCCUUUCAUCGCAAGAGUCUAAAAGAUUUGAUGGGUUCUUUUAACUCCUCUGCUGAUCUGUUGCUUGAACACCUGUGCACAAUGGCUGAUGGACAAACAGAAAUUCAAAUGUUUAACCAGUUUACUAAGGCAGCAUUAGAUGUCAUUUGUAAGGUGGCAUUUGGCAUGGACCUAGAAAUUAUAAGCGGAAAAGACAACAAGUUUUCUGAAGCUGUCUCUUUGAGUUUUCAUGGAGUAGAAGAAGCAUCUUUUGACAUAUUCCAUAGGUUCAACGUUUUCCAGUAUCCCUUCCAACGAAAAGUUGUUAAAGCUGUGCAGUUUUUGCGUGAAACUGGAAGGAAAGUGAUUGAAGUGAGAAAGCAUGCCAUGGCAAGAGGAGAAGAGGUUCCUGAUGAUAUAUUACAACGGAUUAUUCAGCAGCAAGAAGAAAUUCCUGAGCUAGGAAUUGAAGACUUGGUUGAUGAUUUUGUGACUUUCUUCAUCGCUGGUCAUGAGACUACUUCUAGUUUGUUGGCGUUUUGUGUUCUUGACCUCGGAGACCAUCCUGAUAUUCUGGACAGCCUGGUUGGAGAAGUGUUUGACGUUCUGGGCGAAAAACAGCAUGUCUCGUUCGAUGACCUGGCUAAACUCCACCAAUUGGGAUUGGUGAUAAAAGAGACAUUGCGCCGUCACCCACCAGCGACUGGUAACAUACGAAAGAUUGAAAAGGAUCAAGAUGUCGGAAGAUAUAAAAUACCUGCAGAUGUCGCCGUCAUUACGAGCACCUAUGUCGUCAGUCACUUUCCUGAAUACUGGAAAAACCCAGAGGAAUUCAACCCUUACAGAUUUGACGAUGAUGAAGUACUUCGAAGGUGUCAUUACAGCUACUUCCCAUUCUCACUUGGACCUCGCAAUUGCAUCGGACUAAACUUCGCCCAGAUCGAGGCCAAGGUUCUGCUGUCACGCUUUCUCCAGACCUUCAAGUUCUCUUUGGUACCUGGUCAGUCACGCGAUGUUCUUGAAAGAGGGACCCUUCGACCCAAGGAUGGCGUGAGGUGUACCUUAACUAGACGGCAUUAGAAACAAGUUUGUUCCGUCAAAUUGAGUGUCCUUUUUAGCUGUUUUUACACAAAGAAACUAUUUAUGGCUUACAGCCUGCUUUACACUGUAUAUUAUUAUUAGUCACCCCAAAAAAGCCACAAGGAUCAUUAUUUAAAGCGCGCUGUCUUUCGAGAGUACUUUAUAUUGUGCGUGUAGUAGAGAUAUGAAAGAGGAAAAAGAGCUUUUCCAAUAUAAAACCGUAGGAAAUGGUGUGACAUUUAUAUCCUACUUUCUGACGAUGAUUGAUCCAGCAAGGGCCCAGGAAGGACUCUUAAGGGAAGGGGAGAAGGGUCAGGAAAAAGGUCUCUCAAUGUGGUCUUUUUAACACACCCUUAUGAGGCAUGUCAAGAUGUAUCAACAGAUUAAUUAUCCUUUAUU
This is a messenger RNA of Stylophora pistillata, 1967 nucleotides long. Its product is annotated as cholesterol 24-hydroxylase. Gene Ontology annotation, biological process: cholesterol catabolic process. NCBI's taxonomy places the organism in Eukaryota, Metazoa, Cnidaria, Anthozoa, Scleractinia, Pocilloporidae. The record is from RefSeq and is a predicted model, not a curated record. Gene Ontology annotation, molecular function: heme binding; iron ion binding; cholesterol 24-hydroxylase activity.